GGCACACAGCCUCUUUGGGGAGAUCAGCUAAGCUGGUAAGCACCCAAAUCGCCAACUGCCUCGCGUCGCGUCCUUGUAAGACUCGCCGUUUCUGGUGGCUUUUCUUAAUUUUCUCUCUCUUUACCAAAUCCUCAAUUUCCUUUUCUCUUUCUCGCUUUUUCUCGUCGUCCAAACACCAAGCUUUUUGGCAAAAUGGGAAAUUCAGCGAGCAAUAGCCGUAGGUAUCAUCAUCACCGACCAUCACCUGUGCCUCAGCCCCCAGUCACGGCGAGCCAAUAUGCAUUUGCUGCGCCAUCUCAGUAUCCAAAUCCUAAUUUACCUUACCAGUAUCAUCAGUAUCCUCCUGGAUAUUACCCGUCUCAACCUGUGCCGUUUGGUCCGGUUCCUCAUAAUUUCCAUCGCUAUCCUUGUGGUGUUGCUCCGCCGAUGGUUUCGCCUCCCGUUGAGCAUCAAAAGGCGGUUACAAUAAGAAAUGAUGUGAAUAUAAGGAAAGAUAGCAUUAGAGUUGAGGAGGACGAUGAGAAUCCUGGAAAGUUCCUCAUCGCGUUUACUUUUGACGCCACAGCCCCCGGAAGCAUUACAAUUGGUUUUUUCGCUAAAGAAGGUGUAAACUGUAACCUGAUUGCAACAAAAGAAAAUGUGCUUCAACCUGUAAAAGUAUUUUUUGAGCAAGGUCUUGAUCAGAAGUUUAGACAGCCUUCUGGAACAGGUAUUGAUUUCUCAAUGUUUGAGGAUAAAGAGUUAAAGGAGGAAAGUCCUGAGGGAGUUUAUCCUCUCAUGGUGAAGGCUGAGGUGUGCCCAUUGAAUAAUGAUGAAUUGGAAGCUAAUUCAACUGGGAAUGCGCAGAUCACCUUGGCUGUGUUUGAUAAAAAAAUGAAUGAUAAGUACCUCGCCCGGGUGAUGAAACAGAUCCUAUGGGUGAAUAGUACGAGAUAUGAGCUGCAGGAGAUUUAUGGGAUUGGGAACUCUGUGGAAGUUGAAUCUGAUGAGAAUGAUUCUGGAAAAGAAUGUGUGAUCUGCUUGUCAGAACCACGAGACACUACUGUUCUCCCAUGCCGACACAUGUGUAUGUGCAGUACAUGUGCCAAGGUUUUGCGAUUUCAAACAGACCGAUGCCCCAUCUGCAGGCAACCAGUUGAGCGCCUCCUGGAAAUUAAGGUGAAGGACGGAGGUGAUGAUUGAAUGAUUUUCUACCCUAAUUGCAAGGUUUCUGGGUACUCGGUAAUUUAUUCAGUUUCUCUUCCAUAUCUUCCUCUCAGAAAUGGAAGAUAUGGUGUGAAUUUUAUUUCCUUGUCUCACCCUAAUGGAAUUCUUUAUGAUCAUAUGUAUACAAUUUAAUUCCUGUUUUAUAAGCUUUUUAAAAUAGUCAUGGUCGGUUGUCUGCCGAUCAAGAGUUACCAUGUAAAUAAGAUAGUUUCUGGCAAGAAACUAUGGUUGAGUUGCAUCAUUUCAUUAUUGAUGUUGCGCAGCUAAUCUUGCUGGUCCCUUGUUGAUCUGUGAGAGUGGCUUAUUCACGACUUUAUACUGUAGCUGAAGGCUUGUGAGUGAGCGAAAUAAUGUGUAAUCAACCAUAGAAAAUAUGAAUGGAACAUUUGAGCAAGACAUAUCAUGUGGAAA
Messenger RNA from Manihot esculenta (cassava), 1617 nucleotides. RefSeq names its product probable E3 ubiquitin-protein ligase LOG2. The coding region runs from base 193 to 1182 and encodes 329 amino acids. The transcript has 3 exons. The record is from RefSeq and is a predicted model, not a curated record. NCBI's taxonomy places the organism in Eukaryota, Viridiplantae, Streptophyta, Magnoliopsida, Malpighiales, Euphorbiaceae. Gene Ontology annotation, molecular function: ubiquitin protein ligase activity. Gene Ontology annotation, biological process: protein ubiquitination.